Molecule: messenger RNA, 4055 nt
Organism: Eleginops maclovinus (Patagonian blennie)
Lineage: Eukaryota; Metazoa; Chordata; Actinopteri; Perciformes; Eleginopidae
Gene: cdc14ab
Product: cell division cycle 14Ab
Exons: 16
Coding region: 294-2018 (574 amino acids)
Biological process (GO): positive regulation of cytokinesis; regulation of exit from mitosis; cilium assembly
Cellular component (GO): centrosome; mitotic spindle; nucleolus
Molecular function (GO): protein tyrosine/serine/threonine phosphatase activity; protein serine/threonine phosphatase activity; protein tyrosine phosphatase activity
Source: RefSeq, a predicted model, not a curated record
ACUUAGAGCGUCGUGAAGCGGCGCUAGCAUGCUAAACUGGGGAUAUUUACCGGUGAAAAGUGGGGAACCGGGUAACGGAAAAGCUAAAACUAUUCUAAUGUGAGCGAAGGAGUGCCGCAGGGGCUGAUGGGAAACUGAGGAGAAAGUUUCCUCCAACUUUUGGUCUAGUUUCCGUUCGCAUGCCUGUUAGCUCCGCUGCUAGCUCUGCUAACGGCUUUCAGCAGUUUGAAAAGUUAUUGAGGCAGACCGCCGGGGAUUAGACGGACCCAUCAGGCCGGGGAUUAGACGGCCUCAUGACGGUGGAAGGAGUGAGACACUCCGCCAUCCUGUCCGCCCUGUUCGGCGGGACGGACGAGUCCGAAACCCUGGGAGCCGCACAGUUCAUUAAAGAGCGUCUGUACUUCGCCACGUUACGCAGUAAACCCAAGAGUACGGCUAACACUCACUACUUCUGCACUGAUGACGAGUUUGUCUACGAAAAUUUCUAUGCAGACUUCGGCCCUCUGAACCUGGCCAUGCUGUACCGAUACUGCUGCAAACUGAACAAGAAGCUGAAGUCGUUCACUCUGACCAGGAAGAGGAUCGUUCACUACACCAGCUUCGACCAGAGGAAGAGAUCCAACGCCGCCGUGCUGAUCGGAGGCUACGCUGUGAUCUACCUGAAGAAAACCCCUGAGGAAGCUUACAGAGCUCUGAUCUCCGGAUCCAACGCCUCCUACCUGCCCUUCAGGGAUGCGUCCUUCGGGAAUUGUACCUUCAACCUCACAGUGCUCGACUGUCUGCAGGGCAUCAGGAAGGCUCUGCAGCACGGCUUCUUUGACUUUGAGACCUUCGACGUGGACGAGUACGAACACUACGAGCGGGUGGAGAACGGAGACCUGAACUGGAUCGUCCCGGGGAAGUUUCUUGCCUUCAGUGGACCGCAUCCUAAAAGUAAAAUAGAGAACGGUUACCCUCUCCACGCCCCCGAGGCGUACUUCCCGUACUUCAGGAAAAACAAUGUGACCACGGUAGUGCGUCUGAACAAGAAGAUCUACGACUCGAAGCGUUUCACGGACGCCGGCUUCGACCACUACGACCUCUUCUUCUUAGACGGCAGCACACCGAGCGACACCAUCACACGCCGCUUCCUGCACGUCUGUGAGAGCACGGACGGCGCUGUGGCCGUCCACUGCAAGGCUGGUCUGGGCCGGACCGGCAGUCUGAUUGGCUGUUACCUGAUGAAGCAUUACCGCUUCACAGCAGCUGAGGCCAUCGCCUGGAUCAGGAUCUGCAGACCCGGCUCCGUGAUCGGACCUCAGCAGAACUUCCUGGAAGAGAAGCAGGCAUCGUUAUGGUUGCUAGGUGACAGCCAGCGUUCCCAGAAGGCCAAGCUGGAGGAGAGGGCGACGUCUCACCUCAUCAGCAGCAUGGACGACCUCUCGCUGAACCCCCCCCACAGCAACCUGCACGAGAGCGAGACGGUGGAUGUGGGUCCAGGCCUGACUCAGGGAGACAAACUGAGAGCCUUAAAGAGCCGUCGACCCCCCCGACCCGCCACCACUGGGCCCCUCAGGGUGGAGGAGAUGAAGACCCACAGCAGGUCGGCCUCGCAGCCCCUCAGAUUGUCGAUGGGCGGCGGUCAGGGUCCCGCUUCCCCCCUCAAGUCCUCCAAGUUCCCAUCAUCCUCUUCUUCUGCCGCUGCCAAGAGGAUCGGGAGAAGUCCGUCGACCACGGUGUCCAACAUCAGGAGCUCUCGGUUGGCCAGCUCUCUCAGCGAUCUGUACGCCGACCUGGAGGACUCCUCUCUCCCCUCCUCCCCCUCUGUGUCUCUCGGUCCCUCCCCCUCCCACAUGGCCCCUCCCUCUCUGGGUCGCUAUGGUAACGGGGCUCGCAGCACGCAGCUCGAGGUGAACAACAACAGCAGCGGCCGGCCUCAGGACCCCUACAGGGUCUCCCACGGUGCUCUGCAGGGGCCGUCAGGACGCUACCUGAGCCGCUCCAUACCUUCUCUUCAGUCUGACUACAUCCAGUACUAAAACUACACGUCUCACCUGAGGACUCAUUACCCACAACCCCCUCUGUGUGCGGGGGACGCUCAAAGGGAAGCUAAUAAAGCAGCUCAGAGACUGAAGAGACUCGACAGCAGCUGUGAUCACUGUAUGCUAAUGAGCGGCAUGCUAAUAAGGGGCAUGCUACGUAGCGGUAUGUAAAUGAGCAAUAUGCUAAUUAGCGACAUGCUAACGAGCUGUCUGUAAAUAUGAUGUAAUCUACACGCGUGUUUUUGGCUGAAGAAGAUAUAUUUAGAUAACGACAGAUUUUAUAUUUGUUAUUUGUGACAGAAAAGAUAUUUUUGUUUCUUUUGAUAAAGUGAAGGAUCAGCAGACGGCGAUUCUGUCGCCAUAGUUACAGUGUUUACUUCCUGCCUCUACAGCAAUAACAACAAUAACAAUAAUAACAAUAAUAACAGUAGAAGAACAAUAAGGGACCCAAAAGCUGACUGUACGCAACCCAACUCAGGAAGUGUGUGUGUGUGUGUGUGUGUGUGUGUGAAAUGCGUCUCCGUUGCAUCCUGAUCAGGUGAUGCCUUCAGGCUCCGCACGGACUCCUUAGCGUUGGGUUUUAAAGGGAUCUCCUUCAGUAUUACAGAACACACUUACUAAAACAGUGAAUGGAUUUCUCUCUGAAGUCAUCGGAGGAUUUUAGAUAUUUCUGCUUUAUUUUCGGGUCACGAGUUAAAUACAUUUAAAUGUGUUUUAUAAAACAAAGCCUUGUCUUCGGAUCAGAGCUGCAAAUUACAAAUAUUUCACCACGGAUUUAUCUGCAGAUUACUUUUCAUUCAUUCUCUGGUUUAUAAUAUGUCAAAACAUAUUGAAUAAUGUGCAUCCCAGAGUCUCGGAGUCCAAGCUGAUGUGUUUAAUGUAAAGCAGAUUUUACAGACAUUUUAACAUGACUUAUUACUUAAGCCUCUAUUGAUUCUCAAACUAGUUGAAAAUGAUUUUACUAGACUAGUCGACGAUGUCUGCAGACUAGAAAUCCCUCGCUGAGCUGAACUGGUUUGUUGUAUACUUUUUAUUUCCAAAUGUUUUUGCUUUUAAUUAAAUUUUGUUUUAUUCUUUUUUGUUUUCGGUCGUCUAGCUAAGGUUUAACCUCUGGGAGCUCUGACGUUUAAUUAAAGUCCUGCUGGAUGUUUUUAGUUUCAGAGCGAGCGCUGCAGGUUUCCUGACACGCGUUCAGAUCCACGGAGACGUUUACAGUUUAAGGACCUGCUGACCUUUGACAGGCCACUGUUCAAACAGCUGAUCGAUCAGUUAGCUCACACUGACUCAGGACUCAAAAUAAAUACAUAAUGAUUAUUAUCAUGUAUAUUCACCACAAACUGAAGACACACAUUUAAAAUCAAGGUUUGAUUUUGUUUUAUAGAAAACAUGUUUUUAAUCCGUUAAAAUAAUGAAUAUUUACUGAAGGAGAGCGUCUGUACUGAGGAAGGUUGAAGAUACAACACGAUGAAAAUAACUCCGUUUAUUUUAAAAGACUUGGCUGUGAUUCAUACAUUCAUUCACAUUUGUGUUUUAAAUACUUUAAACGGAAGGAUUCAGGAGUUUAAUCAACUUAUUUUGAUCAACAUUGUCUGUUCUUUUUGACCACGUGACACCGGCUCAUUCAGAAACAUUUGAAUCCUUGUUGGUGUCCUGUCAGCUGAUUGGCUGUCAGGACACCAGCUGACUGCUCUGAGGGCUCUGAUUGGUUGAGAGGUGGACGUUGAGUGUGUGUGUGUGUGUGUGUGUGUGUGUGUGUGUGUGUGUGUGUGUGUGUGUGUGUGUGUGUGUGUGUGUGUGUGUGUGUGUGUGUGUGUGUGUGUGUGUGUGUGUGUGUGUGUGUGUGUGUGUGUGUGUGUGUGUGUGUGUGUGUGUGUGUGUGUGUGAUCAAAGGUUUCUCUGAAGUGCCUUCAACAGCAGAGGGCUUUUAUUUUGAAAGGACCCCCCCGUCCUGAUUGGCUGUUAAACUGUAACCUGUUACUUUACUAAAGGGAAAAGUUAGAAAUGAACUUGAAAAUAAACUAAUUAUUCUUCUGA